AUGGCACUCCCCUACAUCCUCGCGCGCAGGUCAUACAACCUUGGGCGGUCCACGACUCUGCCGCUGCUCAUCUUCAAUUUCGUGCUGGGGCUUUUGGUACUGGUCCAGGGCUGCCUGUCGUUCCAGACCACGGAUGUGCGACACAUCAUGCUUGGGCUGGUGUGCCUAGUAUUCGGGCUCAUCGUGUGCGUGAUGGAGUUCCUGCACUGGGCGGUGUUCCGGAUGCACGCGUCCUUCCUCUUCUCGUUCUUCGGGCGCGGGCUGUUCUACUUUAUGUGUGGGUGCCUGACAAUCGACAGCAAUGCGGCGCAGCUGGGCAUCGGCAUCGUGCUGGUUGUGUUUGGCGUCAUCUACAUAUGCCUGACAUUCGUAACCUCGCUGUACUUUGACGAUCCCGAUGACGAAUACGCUAUGGUGAUCUAUAACAUGCAGCACGGGUUCUACGAGGGCAAGCUGGGGCACGACGGGCUCGGCAAAAAGUCGGGCCACUCGAUGGGCAUGUUCUCGGGGCAGGGCAUCAGCAGCGAGACGUACACGCCGUCGGGGUCGCUUGCGCUGCAAUCGGCAGGAUUCAGCUCGGCCGACGUGCCGAAGCGGUCCACAAGCAACUCGGGCACGCGCUACCCGACGCAGCCUGCAGCCGCCUACCACAUGCAAUCUUCUGUAUAA
This is a messenger RNA of Linderina pennispora, 669 nucleotides long. RefSeq lists its product as uncharacterized. The record is from RefSeq and is a predicted model, not a curated record. Lineage: Eukaryota; Fungi; Kickxellomycota; Kickxellomycetes; Kickxellales; Kickxellaceae. Bases 1 to 669 code for a protein of 222 amino acids. The transcript has a single exon.